ACACACACACACAUUGACAAAUUUUCUCUGUUCUUGCAACUUCCUCUGUUCUGUUCUAUUCCCACAUCUUCUUCUGACCUUUGCAAUGGCAGUGUCCGGGUUCGAGGGUUUCGAGAAAAGACUCGAGCUUCGUUUCUUCGACCACGACGACUCAAUAACCAACAAUAACAACCCGAUGGGUCUCCGUUUAAUCGACUUCGAAUCUCUAGACCAAGUCUUAAACGAAGUGCAGUGCACGGUGGUCUCCGCCGUAGCCAAUCGCAGCUUCGACGCAUACGUUCUCUCCGAGUCGAGCCUCUUCGUGUAUCCAACCAAAAUCAUCAUCAAAACGUGCGGCACCACGCAACUCCUCAAAUCAAUCCGACCGUUGAUCCACCUCGCGCGUAAUCUCGGCCUCACGUUACGCGCGUGUCGCUACUCGCGCGGCAGCUUCAUCUUUCCCAAAUCUCAGCCUUUCCCUUACACAAGCUUCGACGACGAAGUCACCAUCGUCGAAGAAACCCUCCCGAAAUCUCUCCGUUACCGUAAAUCCUCCGUCAUGACGCCGUCUAAUAACCCCUCACGUGCUUGGCACGUGUUCACCGCCAGCGCUGACGUGGAAUCCGACGAACAGGUCGUUGUGGUCGAGGUGUGCAUGACGGAGCUUGACCGAGUCAACGCUCGAAGCUUCUUCAGACGGAAAGGAGACGAGAAAAACAGCGAUUCCGCGGGGAAAGAGAUGACGCGGCUGAGCGGUAUAGAUAUGAUAAACGCAAACGCGUUUAUUUGCGAUUUCGCGUUUGAUCCUUGCGGUUACUCGAUGAACGGAGUCGACGGGGACCGUUACUCGACCAUCCACGUCACGCCUGAGGACGGCUUUAGCUACGCGAGCUUCGAGUGUGGUUUGUCUCUCUACGAAGACGGUCACGGAGAUAUCGCUGAGGUUUUGAGCCGCGCGGUUAAUGUUUUCCGGCCAGGUUCCGUCUCAAUAGCCACCACUUACGGCGGCGAGGAUUAUAACCACGAAGUGACGAAGCGCGUGGAGCGCGUGUUGGCUAAGAAGCUUGGUCUUAAGUGUCGGAGCCGUCUUAUGGACGAGUUUCCAGGCUCUGGAACAGUCGUUUUUCAGUCAUUCACGCCUCGCCGGAAAUAGUCUUCGCCGGAGGAGGAGGAACAAACAAAAAAAGAAAGGGGUUUUAGGAUUUAAUUAGCUGAGAGGAGAAAAGAAGGGAGGUGAUGACGUGGAGGGAGAUGAUUGGUUGACUUGGGUAAGGAAAGAGAUAUAUAAAAGUGGGAACAUAUGAUCAUGCACCCCACUUUGCACUUGUGGCAGUGUCACGCCUAAGCAUUUUUGAGGUUCAGUGUUGUAGAAUUUUAGUGGGGGAGGGUAAAAAAAAG
This is a messenger RNA of Eutrema salsugineum, 1377 nucleotides long. RefSeq names its product S-adenosylmethionine decarboxylase proenzyme 4. The coding region runs from base 86 to 1132 and encodes 348 amino acids. Gene Ontology annotation, molecular function: adenosylmethionine decarboxylase activity. NCBI's taxonomy places the organism in Eukaryota, Viridiplantae, Streptophyta, Magnoliopsida, Brassicales, Brassicaceae. The record is from RefSeq and is a predicted model, not a curated record. Gene Ontology annotation, biological process: spermine biosynthetic process; spermidine biosynthetic process. Gene Ontology annotation, cellular component: cytosol. The transcript has a single exon.